GCCGUCCUGUGGAUCUACAUGAGCUGGCGGGACCCCAAGGCCAAGGCUCAGAUCGACGCCGCCCAGGAGAAGAUGACGGCGCCCAACUCCACCUUCGAAUGCGAGCUACGCUGGUCCCGGCGCGCGCCCCGCGGCGGCGGGCGCCUGCCUGCUUCCCGGGACGCAUCUUGCAUAUGA
Messenger RNA from Monoraphidium neglectum, 177 nucleotides. RefSeq lists its product as hypothetical. The record is from RefSeq and is a predicted model, not a curated record. The transcript has a single exon. The annotation marks the transcript as partial. Lineage: Eukaryota; Viridiplantae; Chlorophyta; Chlorophyceae; Sphaeropleales; Selenastraceae.